This is a messenger RNA of Xyrauchen texanus (razorback sucker), 4386 nucleotides long. Its product is annotated as neurofascin-like. Bases 184 to 3732 code for a protein of 1182 amino acids. The record is from RefSeq and is a predicted model, not a curated record. Gene Ontology annotation, molecular function: protein binding. NCBI's taxonomy places the organism in Eukaryota, Metazoa, Chordata, Actinopteri, Cypriniformes, Catostomidae. The transcript is spliced from 27 exons. Gene Ontology annotation, biological process: cell-cell adhesion.
UAGAACAAUUGAACUAAAUUCUCUCUCUGGGAUCCAAAUAAUUUUAUUUCAGUGCCACAAACUGGGCUCCUUUUCUGUUGUAAUAAGAAUUUCGACAGUUUGACGUGGCUUAGAAGACAAAACAUGGACAUCCACAGCACAGAGUGUUCCAUUUGACUGAGGUUAUUGAAUUAUCAACUCAGCAUGAUAAGGCAGAUUAUGUCCACAGCAGAGAUGAGAGCUCUGAAAUGUUGGAGGAUUCCUGCUAUACUAAUUAUUCUACAGCAAACAUGGAUUUCAGCAAUGGAAAUACCACCUGAUGUCAGACAGCCUCCAAUGAUCAUUAAAGAGAGUGUUCAAUACUACAUUGUAGAUCCAGUUGACCCCAUUGUAGUGGAGUGUGAGGCAACAGGGAAUCCACCUCCAGUCUUCACAUGGACGCGUAAUGGAGUUUACCUAAAUGUAGCGCGAGAUCCUCAGGUCAGCAUGAGGAGGCGUUCUGGCACAUUGGAGAUUUUCUUCUGGGGUCGCCCUGAUGACUACGAGGGCGUGUACCAGUGCACAGCGACUAACGAGUUUGGCUCGGCUUUGUCUAGUCACAUCCACCUACGUGUCUCUAAGGCCCGUACAUGGCUGAAAGAAUAUCUGGAACCAGUCUCGGUGGUGGUUGGACUUCCACUCAUUCUUCCAUGUAACCCUCCUGUAGGCCCUCCCAAACCUGACACAUACUGGCUAAACAGCACAAUGGCACCUAUCCGUCAGAAUCGUCGAGUAUCAAUGGCUAAGAAUGGAGACCUGUACUUCUCCAGUAUCGUAGCAGAGGACGCUCUUACAAACUACGUCUGCGUUGCCCGAUUCUCCUUUACGAACACCAUCCAACAGAAACCACCUCUAAUCCUACAGGUGCUCACAGCUCGCAUGGCAGCCCAUACAGCACCCAAGUUUAUGAAACCUAAAGGAACUGCCAGCACAAUGAUCGCAAUGUUGGGGGAAGAACUUGUUUUGGAGUGUUUUGUUGCUGGAGUUCCAACUCCCUCCAUCAAAUGGACCAAAAAUUGGGAGGAGUUGUCCAUGGCUGAAAAGAAGUUGGAGAACUUUAAUAAAACGCUCAGAAUAAAGAAGAUCUCCAUGGACGAUGGAGGAGACUACAUUUGCACUGCUUCAAACAGGAUGGGCAGCAUGGACCACGUCAUCACUGUCAGGGUCAAAUCGGUUCCAUUCUGGGUGGAGAAACCUGAGAGUCUGGUUUUGUCUCGAGAUGACAGUGGUAGUAUAGUGUGUAGAGCUGAUGGAAUUCCUCGGCCCCAAAUUCAAUGGCUGGUCAAUGGAGAGCCUAUCAUGGAUGCCCCUAGGAGUCCAGGCAGACAGGUUACAGAAGACACUUUGACAUUUGAGUCUGUGGUUCCAGACAGUGCUGCUGUGUUCCAGUGCAAUGCUUCAAACCAGUAUGGCUAUAUCAUGGCAAAUGCUUUCUUGGCUGUAAUGGAUAUGAAACCGCGACUGUUGGGACCCAGAGAUGAACUUGUUAAAUCGACAGAAGGCAAUCAUACUCUUUUAGACUGCCCAUAUUUUGGCUCUCCUAAGCCUGACCUGCGGUGGUCAAAAGGAGGAAUGGGUAUGUUAGAAUUAGGUCAUUACAGUGUUCAUCUUAAUGGUACAUUGGAAAUCAAAAACACAAAGCUACAAGAUCAGGGAACCUAUGUGUGCGUUGCGAGCAACGUCAUUGGACGAGAUGAGAAGGAGGUUCAACUGGAGGUCAAAGAGCCCACUAAAAUUGUCAGUGCCCCGCACAAUGCUGUAGUCAUAAAAGGCAGCCUGGCUCGAUUUGAUUGUAAGAUAAAAUUUGAUCCGACUCUGAAGGUUACUGUCACUUGGCUAAAAGACAAGAAGUUCUUGAUCUUGGGAAGGAGAAUGACAAAGGAUGAAGAUACUCUGAGCAUUGCUGAUGUGUACAGAAGAGAUGAAGGCAUAUAUACCUGCAGAGUUAAAAGUGAACUGGAGGAGGUUACUGCUUCAGCUAAACUCACUGUAAUGGACCGUCCAGACCCCCCCACUGAUUUAGAGGUGUCUGACCCAUCAGAGAGGAGUGUUAGACUCACCUGGGUACCAGGACUGAGCAAUCACAGUCCUAUUAAAGAAUACUUGGUGCAGUAUACCGAAGAUCUCCUUGCUGACUAUUGGCUGAUACCGAGUGGCUGGAAGAACCUGACUGGUUAUCCUGGCAACCUAAAUUCUGUAGUUUUACAGCUGACGCCAUUUGUAGAGUACCGGUUCCGGGUCAUCGCUGUAAAUGGUAUAGGUCCCAGUAAACCCAGCUGGCCAUCUGCAUACUACCAAACUGGUGGGGCUGUGCCUGAUACCAUUCCAAGAAACAUCCAAGGACUGGGGAGUGGAGUGUUCAGAAAUAACAUGGAAAUCAGUUGGGAGCCACUAGAGUACAGACAAUGGAAUGGCCCAAAACUGGGCUACAUGGUUUGGUGGAGACGAAGGGAUUCAAGGGAGGAGUGGAAGAACUACACAACAUACUGGUGGUGUAGCUACAACAUCUAUGACACUGACACCUUCACACCCUAUGAGAUUAAAGUUCAGGCCAUCAACUUCUUCGGAUCUGGCCCAGAAUCCCCUAUCGUCAUUGGCUACUCUGGAGAGGACCGUCCUAUUGCCGCCCCAUCUGAGCUGAGUGUAUCAGACAUUGAGACCACAAAGCUGACAGUUCAUUGGGAACCAGUGGCACGUGCUGACAUCAUGGGCGAAAUAAAAGAGUACAAAGUUUACUACUGGAGAGAGAGCAGUCGUCUGCCCUGGCACACUCUGAGCAGGAGAAUUAAGACCAAAAGUUUUAAAGCUAAUGGACCACGUCUGUCUGGGACCCUGACUGGUCUCGUUCCUUAUAGUAACUACAGGAUGUAUAUUGUUGUGGCCAAUAACCGCUAUGAAGGUCCGCCUAGCUACACUAUUGAGUUUCAGACACCUGAAGGAGUGCCAUCGAUUCCCAGAUCUUUCAGAAUCAUGCACAGGCACUAUGACACCAUCUACCUGGACUGGGAAGAACCCGCAGAACCAAAUGGCAUUCUGACUGGAUAUAUCCUUAAAUACCAGACCCUAAACGUCACCUUGGGGGACAGAAUCCAGGUGGAAAACAUUCCUCCAAACAUCACCUACUUCUCACUCCGUCGCUUUGACCGAUACACACGAUACAAGUUCUCACUGGCUGCUCAGACCCAGGUUGGGGUCGGGGAGGCAUUUACUGAGGAAUCGCCCCAUUUUACAACUGAGGAGUACACAAGGGAGCAAGUGGACAUUGUGACACAGGGUUGGUUCAUUGGUUUGAUGUGUGCAGUUGCUCUUCUGGUCCUCAUCAUGCUUAUUGUCUUUUUCAUCAAGAGAAGUCGAGGAGGAAAGUACCCAGUGCGGAACAAAAACGAUUUCACACUGGAACCAAUGGAUGAUAGGGAGAAUGGAACAUUUGAUUACAGGUCUCUUGAAAGGAUAACACGAGUGACCACCCUGCCCUACUCUAGACGUGAGGAGGAAAGUCGACAAGGACGCAGUCAAGCUGUGACCGAGCACAUUGGGAGGAGAACAAACAGUGACGACAGCCUCAUGGAGUAUGGAGAGGGGGAAGAGAUUGAGUUUAACGAGGAUGGCUCUUUCAUCGGAGAAUACACAGGCAUCAGUAAGAGGAACAUAGACAGGAGCCUGUACCAUGACAACUCUGAUGCCACAUCUCCUGUGGCCUACUCUUUUGCUUAGAGAAAUCAUGAGUUAAUGGUAGGAUGCCCAUCAUCAUAAACUGCCUUUACACAGCUGAGGUGACUUCACAAUAUAAGACUUAGAGUAAACUGACUAUGCUCUGUUUUAUCCCAUGGACAGACUGGAAAGGAUGUAUAGAAGGUGUGUUUAGAAGUUGUUUGGCCAUUAAGCUGAGUAAAGCUGUGUUUCUGGGGAUUUAAAAGCACCAAUCAGAUUUAUUUUUAAAAUCCACAAAUCACGUGAGGGGAAGCCAGACAAAGACGUCCUGAUGUGUUUAUCAUGUUGAUAAGAAGACAGAAGAGAUGUGGCUGAUUCACUCAUUUCCAAAAAUAACAUUCAUAAUCAGUUCAGACAUUUACUUAUCUGUAGACAUGUUGGAUUUACAGAACUCCCACAAUGUGUUGUUAAAUAACCUGUGUUUGAUAUCACUGAUAAUUUCAACUAAUGCUGAUUUUAUAUUUUACAAUAUCAUGUUUUUCUGUAUGUAUGUUUGUGUUUCUGUACUGCGAUUCCUUGUAGUAAUGGUAGGUUACCUCAACAGGAUACAGACCGUAAAUUCUUAGGCAGAAUUCAGUCUAACUUUCAGCUGCUAGUUUUAAACUCAUGCAUAUCACAGUAUGAGUUGCAUGGUAUUCAUUGUAUGUUUUAGUCUGU